UUAAAAUGCCCAAGAUUAAGCAGUCGCUUCAUUGCUGUUUGUAGCAAAAUGAUCCAAAUUUGAACUACAAUUUUUUAGCUUCUCUCUACUCUCAUAAAAAACAACAUUGUUGAUGGCUCCUGCUUCUUCAACAAUUCUUCAAUCGAAGAAAUACGACGUAUUCAUUAGUUUCAGAGGCGCAGAUAUUCGAGAUGGAUUUCUAAGCCAUCUUCAUCAUUCACUGCUUCAAAACCAAGUCAACGCUUUUGUGGAUGACAACCUUCCCAGGGGAAAAGAAAUCACAUCAUCUCUAUUGCAAAUCAUUGCACAAUCAUAUGUUUCAAUCGUCAUCUUCUCCGAGAAUUAUGCAGAUUCUUCAUGGUGUUUAGAUGAGCUUGUCAAAAUACUCGAAUGCCUACAAAACAAGCAGCAGCUCGUCUUGCCAGUCUUUUACCAUGUGGAUCCAAGUCAUGUUCAAGAGCUUACCGGGAGUUAUGGAGAUGCAAUUGAUAAGCAUAACAAAGAAUUCAGUCACUGUUUGGACAAGGUCAGGUAUUGGAGUUCUGCUUUGAUGCAAAUUUCCAGCUUACCAGGCCCGGAUUCACGGAUUAUUAAGCCUGAGUCUAAGCUGAUAACAGAAAUUGUAAGUUAUGUUCUGGAGAAAUUAGAUGAUGCAACUCCAAGUGAUUUUUGCAAUGAUGGCCUAGUUGGAAUUGAUUCACGUAUUAAGGAGGUCCGUUCAUUGCUGUGCCUCGAGUCAAAAGAUAUUCGAGCUAUUGGGAUUUGGGGAAUGGGUGGUAUCGGCAAAUCUACUCUUGUUGAGAAGCUCUUUAAUCAAAUCUGUAACCAAUUCCCACGUCGGUGCUUUGUUGCAAAUGUUAGGGAGAGAUUAGAAAACGCUACCAAGGAUAGUGUACAAAGUGAAAUUCUUUCUGCACUACUAGGAAAAAAGAAUUUAAAUACCGGAAUGCCCAUCAUGUUGAACUCCUAUGUGAGGAGACGGCUCUCCCAAGGAAAAGUUCUUAUUGUUCUUGAUGACGUGAGUGAUUUGGAUCAAAUAGAACGUUUAGUAGGAAGUAACGUUGUGUUUGGUUCAGGCAGUAGAAUCAUUAUAACAAGCAGGGAUAAACAAUUGCUCAAAAAUGUGGGUGCCAUUAUAUAUCAAGUUAAGAAAUUGAACUACUAUGAAGCUCUCCGUCUCUUUAGCUUGCACGCCUUUAAAGAAAAUUCUGUAAAGAAAGAAUACAUGGAGUUGUCACGGAUGGCGAUUAUUUAUGCUCAAGGCAUUCCAUUAGCUCUUAAAGUACUAGGGUCCAAUUUGUUUGGUAAGAGCAUACAAAUAUGGGAAGACGAGUUGGAGAAACUCAAAAGUUGUUCUAAUAAAAAAGUUCAAAAGAUUUUAAGAAUAAGUUAUGACGGACUAGAUAAGAAAGAGAAGGAUAUCUUUCUUGAUAUCGCGUGUUUCUUUAAAGGAUAUGACAAAGACAGUGUGACAAAUAUAUUAAAUGGCUGCGGUUUCUUUGCAAAAUCUGGAAUAAGCCUUCUCAAUGAUAGAUCUCUUGUAACAAUUUCAAGGGACAACAAGUUAGAAAUGCAUGACUUGUUACAGCAAAUGGGGAAAGACAUUGUUUCAGAAGAGAAAGAACUCGGUAGACGUACCAGGUUGUGGAAUCCCAAAGAUGUAUAUAAAGUAUUGGCAAGAGAUAUGGGAACUACGAGAGUUGAAGGCAUCUUAUUAAACAUGUCCCAGAUAAGAUUUCUGGAUUUAAGUUCUACAGCCUUUGCAAAGUUGUGCAGUCUAAGGAUUCUGAAAUUUUAUGAGAAGAAAGAAAACGGAACAAACAAAAUACUCCUUCCUGGAGGCCUUGAAUGUUUUCCGGAUGACUUGAGAUUUCUCCAGUGGGAUCAUUAUCCUUUAAAAUGUUUUCCGUUACAAUUCUGUUUUGACCAUCUUAUUGAACUUUGCAUGCCCAAAAGCCGAAUCAAACAACUUUGGACAGAAGAUCAGACACUUCCAAAUUUAAAGGUUAUCGACCUCCGAGACUGUGUGGACCUUGUCCAUAUUCCUGACCUGUCUACAGUGCCGAAUCUUGAGGUUUUAUAUUUGCAUCAUUGUACAAGUUUGGUUGAGAUUCCAAUUUCAAUCCAGAAUCUAAGCAAGCUGACGCGAUUGAUUCUCUCAAAGUGCAAAAGUCUUUAUAGUUUGCCGAGCUGCCUUCCUUCGAGUAUAAAAGGCCUACAAUUGUAUGGUACUCCAAUAAAGCAAUUACCUUCAUCAAUUGGAUCUCUCUCUCAUCUUAUUCAUCUAGAAAGUCUUCCAUCCAGACAGUUGGAGAGUAUUCCAAGUAGCGUUGGUCAGUUGACAUGUCUCAGAAGAUUCACGUUGGUUGGAUGCUCAAAAUUGGCAAAUCUUCCAGACACCAUUUGCAAUCUGAAAUCACUUACAAAACUUUCUUUGCUGAAUUGUGCGAUUCUAAAUGAAUUGCCAGAAAACCUUGGAAAUUUAGAAUCUUUGGAAGAAUUGAGCACAACAGAUAGCGGUAUAAAAAGGUUGCCAUCUUCCAUCAAUCAGUUGAGGCAAUUGAAGUACUUAAAUUGUUCCGGGUGUAAAGGUUUAGUAUUGCCUCCUUUGACAAAUUUGAGGUGUCUAACAUAUGUAAGUCUAAGUUGUUGUGGUUUCUUAGAAUUUCCCAACAGCCUUUGCUCUCUUAAGUCGUUGGAAAAAUUAGUUUUAGAUGGAAAUGAUUUUGAGAUUAUACCUGCAAGCAUCACACAGCUUUGUAAUUUAAGCGAGUUUAGUGUAGCAAACAGCAGAAGGCUUAAACAAAUACUCGAUCUUCCAUCUUCUUUGGAUAAUCUAUAUGCAAGGAACUGCGUGUCUCUGGUAUCAGCAUCAACUUCAUUCUUAUUAAAAGCAAUGGCAGAGCGGCAUUGGUUAGGCGUUUUAGAUUUUGGCAAUUGCAUUGAAUUAACUGAGGCAUCGUCUGGUAAAAUUAUGGAUGAUGUAUUGACUACACAUCAGGACAAUUAUGGAGUUUUUGCGCUAUAUAUUGCGGGAAGUGAUCUGCUGAGGAGGAUGAGGCAUCAGAAUGAUAGUGGACCUAAUUUGUCGUUCAAUCUGGGGCGACCUGAAUUGAUCGGUCUCUCUUUUUAUGUUGUUGUAGCAUCUAAAGUGUAUCCUCAUCAUGGAUUAUUCGACAUUGGCUGUACAGCAAAUUUUACGGACAACUUUGGACAUAGCUUUGAUGAAACUUUCUUUCUAUAUGGAGAUGAAGGCCGUGAAAUGGAUUUUCAGUCGGACAGUGUAUUCAUUUGGCGUAAUCCAGUCUUUGAUUUUCACUCCAGGCACCAUUUCAGCAACGCUUCUUUACAAUUCUUCCUCAAGUAUUCAAACAAUGAUGCGGUGAUAAGCAAGUGCGGGGUUCAUCCAAUAUUCAACCAAGGCAAAAGGAAGAAAGAUGAAGAUGAAGAUACUGAGGAUGAGGACGAUGAGAUGGAUAUGGAGGAGGAACCUCAUAGUAAGAGAUAUAAAGAGAUCGAAGAAAUGAAUGAGGUCAUCGUAACACUCUCUCAUUGUCUCUUAAAUAAUGAAAAUGAGGAAGAAGAACCUCCGGUUCGAGAAUGGAAGGAGACCCGAGUGUCGAAAUGUCAUGAUGUUAAUGCUUUUCUUGCUGUUCUAUUGAUGGUAAACACAUGUUUAGCUACCUCAACUGGAGCUAAACCUCGGAGGACAGAUAUUAUCUUCACUUUGAUGAUGAUCACUGUCUGUUUGAAGUUGCUUUCCUUUGCGUGUUCUCUAUCUCUUCAUGGAUUUGCUCUCUCUUUAACUCGCCGGUAAGUCCUACUUUUUGGUGGUUCACUGCUACAAUCUUUGUAACCUCAUGAUAAACUCGCGUGUUAGCUAGUUUCUACUGAAAGGUUGCUCGUAAAUCACCGCAUUUUGUACUUCUACUAUUAGUUUAUCACAUUUUAGUUUACUAUGGGUGUGCAAUGAACCGAGACAAAUUCAGUUCGGUUUGAUUUUAUAGUUUUGUUUAAUAUGUCCAGUUUGGAAAGUAAAACAAUUUCUAUUCA
Messenger RNA from Mercurialis annua (annual mercury), 4053 nucleotides. RefSeq names its product disease resistance protein RPV1-like. Bases 113 to 3817 code for a protein of 1234 amino acids. Gene Ontology annotation, molecular function: ADP binding. Gene Ontology annotation, biological process: defense response; signal transduction. The transcript has 5 exons. The record is from RefSeq and is a predicted model, not a curated record. Lineage: Eukaryota; Viridiplantae; Streptophyta; Magnoliopsida; Malpighiales; Euphorbiaceae.